This is a messenger RNA of Zootoca vivipara (common lizard), 3186 nucleotides long. It is a transcript of the gene BTBD2, whose product is annotated as BTB domain containing 2. Gene Ontology annotation, molecular function: protein binding. The record is from RefSeq and is a predicted model, not a curated record. NCBI's taxonomy places the organism in Eukaryota, Metazoa, Chordata, Lepidosauria, Squamata, Lacertidae. Gene Ontology annotation, cellular component: cytosol; P-body. Gene Ontology annotation, biological process: neurogenesis.
CUUCCCUCCUCCUCCUCAGCCGGCCGCCGCCCCUCGCAAAAUGGCGGCCGGCGCCGGGCCCGUGGCGGGCGGAGGCCUCCCGCCGUCUUUUACCUCAGCCGCGGCGUCGCCUCAGCAGCAGCAGCAGCAGCAGCAACAGCACCAACCGCCGCCUCCUCCGCCUCAGGGCGGCCCGCCGGCGGCCUCUUCUCCCCUCACGCACAACCACCGCGGAGGAGGCGUCGGGAACCCUCUGCCGGCCUCGUCGUCGUCGUGUCCGGCGGCCCCGGCGGCUGCUUCCCCUCCUUCGCCGUCUUCUCCUCCUUCCCCUUCCCCUCCUCCUCCUCCUCCUCCGCCGUCUUCUUCGCUGGGCCCCCGCGAGCCGGCCUACAACUGGCAGGCGACGAAGCCGACGGUGCAGGAGCGCUUCGCCUUCCUCUUCAACAACGAGGUGCUCAGCGACGUCCACUUCUUGGUGGGGAAAGGCCGAGCGGGGGCCCAGCGCCUCCCCGCCCACAGGUUUGUGCUGGCUGUGGGCAGCGCGGUCUUUGAUGCCAUGUUCAAUGGCGGGAUGGCUACAACGUCCUCCGAGAUAGAACUACCCGACGUGGAACCGGCUGCUUUCCUUGCUUUGCUGAAGUUCCUCUAUUCUGAUGAGGUUCAGAUAGGGCCAGAGACCGUGAUGACGACCCUUUACACCGCUAAGAAAUACGCCGUCCCCGCGCUCGAAGCCCACUGUGUGGAGUUCCUCAAGAAGAACCUCAGGGCAGAUAACGCCUUCAUGCUCUUAACGCAGGCCAGACUCUUUGAUGAGCCCCAGCUGGCAAGCCUUUGCCUGGAAAACAUAGAUAAGAACACAUCUGACGCCAUCAACGCAGAAGGCUUCACAGAUAUUGACCUUGAUACCCUGGUGGCUGUCCUGGAGAGGGACACCCUUGGCAUCCGCGAGGUGCGCCUCUUCAACGCGGUGGUCCGGUGGUCAGAGGCCGAGUGCCAGCGGCAGCAGCUGCAGGUGGUCCCAGAAAACAAGCGGAAAACCCUAGGCAAAGCCCUCUCCCUCAUCCGCUUCCCCUUGAUGACCAUUGAGGAGUUCGCAGCGGGGCCAGCUCAGUCGGGCAUCCUGACCGACCGCGAAGUGGUCAGCCUGUUCCUGCACUUCACGGUCAACCCCAAGCCGCGGGUGGAGUUCAUUGACCGCCCCCGCUGCUGCCUGCGUGGGAAGGAGUGCAGCAUCAACCGCUUCCAGCAGGUGGAGAGCCGCUGGGGGUACAGUGGGACCAGCGACCGGAUCAGGUUCUCUGUCAACAAAAGGAUAUUUAUCGUCGGAUUCGGGUUGUACGGAUCCAUCCACGGCCCAACAGAUUAUCAAGUAAAUAUACAGAUUAUUCACACCGACAGCAACACAAUCCUGGGCCAGAAUGACACCGGGUUCAGCUGCGAUGGGUCUUCCAACACUUUCCGGGUCAUGUUUAAAGAGCCCGUUGAGAUCUUGCCCACUGUCAGCUACACAGCCUGUGCCACGUUGAAGUCUUGGGCGAGUAGAAUAGCAAGUGGGCUCCUAACGGUGUUAGAAACUCGAAUAUAUAAGCCAAUCGCCAAAAGGUACCUUAAACAGAGGGCCCCGAUUCCCACUACGGCACCAAAGGGCUCCGCAAAGUGAUCCACGAGUCGCCGACGACGGGCGCCAAGACCUGCUUCACCUUCUGCUAUGCCGCCGGCAACAACAAUGGCACGUCCGUGGAGGACGGACAGAUUCCAGAGAUCAUCUUCUACACAUAGGGGCCAUCGCGGGGGGAUAGCUUGCUGCCGGGCGGACAGGCACGUGCCGCCUCCCCUCCUCCCGCCUCAUCUCUCCCCCUCCAUGCACACCCCUUGCGUGUCCUUCCCAGCUGAAACCGCAGGCCGUCCUCUGCCAUGCUGGCAGGAGGGCUGCUAGCCAAGGCUGGGGGCCCAGUGGGGCCGACACCAGGAGCCCACGGAUGGGACGCGUUUGCUGGCCUGGGUCGGGCCGGGACGGUGGCUAGCAGUUCCUUCUGCUCAUGCCGGCAGCUCGGCUCUACCAUUGCAUCGUGAACGUAGCCGCUUCUACAUCCAGCUGUUGCAGUGGGGAGAGGUGGGGGCAAACUCGCUCUUGCGGUUGGACAGUCCCUGCCAAAGGAAGCCCCCCUCUAUGCCAGGAUCAGGCUGGACAGGGCGAUGCGGCAGGGCAAGGAGGAAAUGUGUUUCUGAUGGCUGUCGCCUGGCAAGGCUUGACCCAGGACGCACUUUCUACAGGACCCUGGCCAGCCCUUGCCGGACAACUAUCUUAUCGUGUCAAGGGACAGAUUUAAUUAUGAUUAUUGGAUCGUUUUGGGAGGGACUCGUCCCUGACCGCAAGGCGGUGAGGGUGAUUCGCAGCCACAAAAAACUUGCCUUGUUUGAAGAGGAACGGGAGUGGCUGAAGUCCUUGGACUCUGAUCAUCAAUAUGUUGCUUGCUGCUGCUGCUGCUAAUAAUAAUAAUAUAGUGCAACUCAACAAUGCAUUUUACUCUUCUACGAUCUUCUUUUGAGUCUGGUUCCCAUUCACAAGCUGGUGCUGUGACUGCCGAUUUGCUCGUUUGGGGGUUGGUUUUCAAGCUGGGAGCCGUCUCGCUAGGACUUCGAUGAGCUGCGUUUCCUGAAAACCCAGCAGCCAAACAGGGGUAUAAGAAUCCCCACCCCUAGAAAAUCCUGGGGAUCUUGAUGACCUGACAGAAAUGCAUCAAACCUAGAAGGCUUUUGUGCUAUAGGUAGGAUCCCCACCAGCACUGAUGGGACAGUUCGUUUGCCCAUUCACCGCCCCCCCCCCCAACUGUGAAAUCUCCUGCCUGUGGAAACCAGUAAGCAAUUUGCCUUGGGUACAGAGUUGUCAUCACAUGGUCGCCUGAACCCUAGCUGUGCUUGAAACCUGGCGCCGCUGGGCUUUUUUUUUUAAAUGCAAAAAGUUUCUUUGUGGUAGAGCACCCAGUGCAAGUCCCUAUGUUUGCCACCUGCACUUGUGAGCCUCAAUAUGGCCAGUAUGGAUAAUGGAGCCGUUCCUCAGCUACCAGCUUCUCAUCGGGUGCAAAAGCCUUUGUGUGUCUCCGGCUUCUCCCAAAGAGAGCGCUUGUGCAUGUUGCUACAGAAGUGGCCCAUCAAUUUUGGAGGGGCUUUCAACUGCCUCUCCUCUUCAUUUGCUCUCCACGUGCC